AUGUCGUCGCUGCGUGCGUUGAUGCGCCGCGAGAAGGCGGCGAGGCGUGGCGCCAAUUCUGAGGAUUCCGAGGCGCCUGCCAAGGUACAGGCUGUAGCUCCGCGCGUAGAUUCCGCAUCGCAAAAGCCGCAAAGUGUGGAACCGCAGCGUCCUUUGCCAGAUGCCACACCGAAAGUGUUGGAGGAAUCGUUUGAGCUGGUUUCGGAGUCAGAAGACUCUGAUGGCGCGUCUUCUCCAACGAUAUUGGCAGCACGUCGCUCCACGAGAUCCCGACAGGAUUCUGGCGACGGCAUGGACGCAUCAGCAGAUUACAACUAUUUAUCGCAUUCGUCCCUAUUCCGUGACCAUUCUUAUGGCGAUAUAAACACAUUUAUGGGUGGAGUUGAGGGCGUAAAUAGUCCGUACGACAACGAUAUUAACGGCUCCUAUGUUCAAAGUGGAGAUGACGUCGGUGGGAAGCCUCUGCCAGAUGUGGGUCAACAGACGAUGGUCAUGGCCGCCCAGGCAUUACAUCCCUCAGCAGAUGGCGUCGAACCGAGACCAGAACAGUUGGAAAUAUCAGAUGAUGUGCACCUCUACGACCAAUUGAACACUGCCUUCAGCAGCCGCAUCGAGUACGAGAGGCAGCGCAUCCUGGGCAACGUAGACGAUUCUGCCAGCACGUUGGACUACGGGGUGGUAGGCGACUCCAGCAGCACCAUAACGUCCGCCAACUUCGGCAAGUCGAACAUGCGAUUGAGCACGGACGUCAACCUCCCCGACGGCUUCUUCGACAACAAGAGGUCCGACGCGCAGGUUCGCGGCAAGCUGACCGGCCGUGAGGCCAGCGAGAAGCUCUCGGAGCUUGAGCGUAGUCAAGCUGAGCUUCUGAACGAGGCCCGUUACGUCCAGGAAAAGUACGUUGAGAGCUGGCAGGAGCGGCACCGUCUGAUGCGUGACGAGCAGGAGCACCAAGAGGCCGUGCGUACUCUGUCUGCUAAGGUCGACGCUAUCAAGAGCGAUAUUGCGGAAACGAGCUCAGAAGAUGUCCUGGGUGCAACUGUUGAUGACAUAUCAGCAGCUACCUUGUCAGAAGAUGUUAAAUACACUUCGAACGACGAGGAGUCGGAUGACCUUUCGUGGCGCAUGAAAGCGUUCACGUGA
This is a messenger RNA of Babesia bigemina, 1143 nucleotides long. RefSeq lists its product as hypothetical. The coding region runs from base 1 to 1143 and encodes 380 amino acids. The transcript has a single exon. NCBI's taxonomy places the organism in Eukaryota, Apicomplexa, Aconoidasida, Piroplasmida, Babesiidae. The record is from RefSeq and is a predicted model, not a curated record.